Cavia porcellus (domestic guinea pig) is the source of this 4079-nucleotide messenger RNA. RefSeq names its product solute carrier family 38 member 10 (gene Slc38a10). Gene Ontology annotation, molecular function: L-amino acid transmembrane transporter activity. Gene Ontology annotation, biological process: amino acid transmembrane transport. Bases 242 to 3559 code for a protein of 1105 amino acids. The transcript is spliced from 17 exons. Lineage: Eukaryota; Metazoa; Chordata; Mammalia; Rodentia; Caviidae. The record is from RefSeq and is a predicted model, not a curated record.
CACUUCCGGAUAGGGGAGCCCGCGGAAGGCGGAAGUGUGUGAGUCGGUAGUGGCGAAAAGCAGUUGAGGUGUCACUAGAGUCGCCUACGGCCCUUGCGGCUCUGGUUUCGGAAGUUCGGAGGCGGUCACCAGAACGAGCGAAGGAGAAUGACUGUGAGGCGGCUGCGCGGCCCGGCGGGAUCUGGAGGCUGACCUGCCCCGCCGCCUGCUCCUGGGCCCGCUGCCCGCGCCGGCCAUCAGGAUGACCGCGGCCGCUGCCUCCAACUGGGGGCUGGUCACGAACGUCGUGAACAGCAUAGUGGGGGUCAGCGUGCUCACCAUGCCCUUUUGCUUCAAACAGUGUGGCAUUGUCCUGGGUGCCCUGCUGUUGGUCUUCUGCUCCUGGAUGACGCACCAGUCAUGCAUGUUCCUGGUAAAGUCUGCCAGCCUGAGCAAACGGAGAACCUACGCUGGCCUGGCAUUCCAUGCCUAUGGAAAAGCCGGGAAGAUGCUGGUGGAGACCAGCAUGAUUGGGCUGAUGCUGGGAACCUGCAUUGCUUUCUAUGUCGUGAUUGGUGAUCUGGGGUCCAACUUCUUUGCACGGCUCUUUGGGUUUCAGGUGAGUGGCACCUUCCGCAUGUUCCUGCUCUUUGGGGUGUCCCUGUGCAUUGUGCUCCCGCUCAGUCUGCAGAGGAACAUGAUGGCCUCCAUCCAGUCCUUCAGUGCCAUGGCCCUCAUCUUCUACACUGUCUUCAUGUUUGUGAUCGUGCUGUCCUCCCUCAAGCAUGGCCUCUUCAGUGGGCAGUGGCUGCAGCGGGUCAGCUAUGUGCGCUGGGAGGGUGUGUUCCGUUGCAUCCCCAUCUUCGGCAUGUCCUUCGCCUGCCAGUCCCAGGUCCUGCCUACCUACGACAGCCUGGACGAGCCGUCUGUGAAGACCAUGAGUUCCAUAUUCGCCUCCUCCCUCAAUGUGGUUACUACCUUCUACGUCACGGUGGGGUUUUGUGGUUACGUCAGUUUCACAGAGGCCACGGCAGGCAAUGUAUUGAUGCAUUUCCCCUCCAACCUGGUGACAGAGAUGAUCCGCGUGGGCUUCAUGAUGUCAGUGGCCGUGGGCUUCCCAAUGAUGAUCCUGCCCUGCAGGCAGGCUUUGAACACGCUGCUUUUCGAGCAGCAGCAAAAAGAUGGAACCUUUGCUGCUGGAGGCUACAUGCCCCCACUCCGGUUUAAAGCGCUGACCCUCUCGGUUGUGUUUGGAACCAUGGUUGGUGGCAUCAUAAUCCCCAAUGUGGAAACCAUCCUGGGCCUCACAGGGGCGACUAUGGGGAGCCUCAUCUGUUUCAUCUGCCCAGCUCUAAUCUACAAGAAGGCCCAAAAGAAUGCCCUCUCUGCCCAGGUGGUGCUCUGGGUUGGCCUGGGCGUGCUGGUGGUCAGUACACUCACCACCCUAUCUGCGAGUGAAGAGGCUCCCGUGGACUUGGCAAAGGAGGCUCCCAGUGGUCGCCGAGGGGAGGCUGAGGGCAUGGCAAAAGCGGAGGUGGCCCGGCUCUCAGCCCAGGACCCUGUUGUGGAUGUGGCAGAGGAUGGCCGGGAGAAGCCAAAGCUGCUGGAGGAGAAGGAGGAGCUGGAGCCGGCCCAGAUUAAGGGCCCUGUGGAUGUGCCUGGUGCGGAAGAGGCCGCGGAGAAGCAGGAGGCCGCGCAGCUCGAUCGCCCUGCCCAAGGUGUCGCUGUCCUUCUGGGCGAGGCCCACCGCCACGAGCCUCCUGUUCCUCAUGACAGGGUGGUGGUGGAUGAGGGUCAAGACCGAGAAGGACCAGAAGAGAACAAGCUGCCUUCCAGACACAUGGAUGGCGGGGCUCCUGGGGGCAAGGGACAGAUGGCGCCACCUCCACCCAAGUUGGAGAGAGAGAAGGGACCUGAGAGGGGAGAGGCUGGAAAGAGCCCUGAACAGGCCCAGUCCCUAGGGGAUGUGGGGGUUCUUCCUAAAGACCACCAGCAGGUCCCUGAGGCAAAUGGUCAGCCUGCUGUCCUGGCCAGGAAGGAGGACCCUGGACCAGGUCUUGAUCCAGGGCCCAGGGUAGCCCUUUCUGCAGAGGAGAAGGCCAGGGCAGCAGGGGAAGGGGAGGAGGCCGCGCAUCGAGCUGCAGGGGACGCCAGGAACGUUGUCGUCGAGAGCAACCCUGGUGGGAAGGUGCCCCUUCCGGCGCAGAGGCUGCCUCCCGGGGCUGCGCUGCCACGGGAGCAACGGGAUGCAGAGCAGGCAGCGGAGCAGCCAGGAGGAGACCAGAUGGGCAGCAAGCUGGAGGCUGAAAUUAAAAAGAUAGUAGCAGCAGAAGCUGGCAGGGCAGAGAUGCUGGACCACGCCGUCCUGCUGCAGGUGAUCAAAGAGCAGCAGGUGCAGCAGAAGCGCCUGCUGGACCAGCAGGAGAAGCUGCUGGCUGUGAUUGAGGAGCAGCACAAGGAGAUCCACCAGCAGCGGCAGGAGGACGAGGAGGACAAGGCCCGGCAGGGGGACAUGCAGCAAGAGCCUGGGGUGGCUGUCCCCAGAGAUCAGGAGGAGGCUCGAGAUGCUGGGGAGGUGGUGGAGAAACCCCCUCCACAGCCCGUGGAACCCGUGUUCAGAGACCCGGGGAACCGGCCUGCUCUACCCCAAGAGCUUGGCCAGCAUGCUCCAGAGGAGCCCAGGCUGCUUGUGGGAAGAGACCCAGCUGGACAUCCUGACAUGGAGCCCCAGGCAGCCCAGGCCAAGCUGAACAAAAACCAGAAGGGUGCUGUGCCUGAGGCAGCCAGGGCUGGGAAGCUGCUGGCCCAGGACCCGCAGCCAGUGCCCAAGCUGGACCCCACGGAGACACCUGAGAAUGCAGAGAAAGGCCUUGCUGAGGGAGUCCCCAGGGAGAACCAGGAUGUGUUUGGCAGAAGUUCCCAGGAAAGGAAGCAAACUGGAAAGAAAGCAGUAGCCCCUAGAGCCAGUGCUCAGAAAGAGGCUGGCAAGGCUGAGGCCGGGGCAGGCGCAGAGGCUGGGGACACCGUCAUGAAAUCCAGGCAGUCAGACCUAGGACCUGCUGUGGGCCCAUCCGGCAGGCCGGCAGGCAUGGCCCCUCAGCCCCAGGAUGGACCCGGUCAGCAGGAGCCCAGGGCCAACUCCGAUGGAGGCCAGGGUAGUCCCCUAGAAGCAAACCAGGAGUCCUUUAGAGGAGACCACGCACCCACUCCUCGCACACAGCCUAGAGCUGGGGAGGAGGCUGCCAUCCAGGAGCCCAGGCAGAGGUCAGACCCUGAGCCAGGGCCCAGACUCACAGUCCCUGAGGCUCAGAAGCCAGACAAUGCCAAGGCCAGCCGAGACCUGAAACUGCAAGCAGGCUCUGACCUUCGGAGGAGGCGGCGGGAUCUUGCCCCUCACCCAGAGGGUGAGCCGGCCCCAAAGGAUGGGGUCAUCAUUAGCUUUAACCCCCUCCCAGACAUCCAAGUCAAUGACCUCCGCAGUGCCCUGGACACCCAGCUACACCAGGCCCCCGGAAACGUGCUGCAGGUCAUCCAUAGCCGGCAGAUCAAGCAGCUGCCUGGGGCUCCUGAGGAGGCCUGAGCACUCGCACAGUGCUAGCCCGGUGAGGGCCACUGUCCCAUGAGCAGCCAGCCUACCUGCUCACACUCGCCAGUCCCCAGGAAGUGUAUCCGAGACCCUUGAAAGUGCUAUGGCAUCUAGCGACCUCCCCAUUGGCAUUGUGUGCUGCUGUGCUGUCACUGCCCAUUUUGAGGGACACUUCAUCUCUGUACCCGCCGGGCCCACACAACCCCAGCAGCUCUCAGUGGAAUGGCACGAGGCCCCUGCUUGUGUCCAGGAAAGCUGGGUCACUGCCUGCUGUGACCCAUGUGACCUUCGACACCACCUGGACUGGGCUGCCUCAGGGCUCUAAGAACCGCUAUGCCCCAGAACAGUCCUGAUGCUGCCGGGCUCCCAGAAGCACAAGAAAGCCCUGUGGGCACCGUGCCUUCCCCAGGCCUUGGCGUUGGAGAGGUGCAGAAAGGGAGUUCUCGGCUUGCAGGCUUCCGUCACCUGCACGCACUCUGGCGUCUGCUCUUUGAAAAAUAAAAGAAAAACUUAA